Messenger RNA from Dicrocoelium dendriticum, 1306 nucleotides. The record is from the annotation of a GenBank genome assembly. Lineage: Eukaryota; Metazoa; Platyhelminthes; Trematoda; Plagiorchiida; Dicrocoeliidae.
GCGUUUUCUCACUAAUCACCCACUGGAUCAGAAAUCGCCUUUUUCAGCAAUGGAACUAUUUCCCAGUCCGUUUGGUGUCCUUCCAAUUCAACUGAUUUUUUGCCACCUAGCCCCGUUUUCCCUGGGAACCAGUUUAGCCAAAAUAUCGGAUAUUUUACCUGCUGUCGUCCAUAUCGACCCCCGCAAUCCGGAUAAGGCUACCGUGGGUUGUCAAAUCGGUCCCGUAUAUUAUAGCAAUACUAACUGUUCUUCGUUGAAAGACACCAAUUUCGCAACCAUCAUUUUCAACAAAAAGACCGAAGAGAUCCACGUGGUUCAUAAGAAACCAGAAUUUCUCUCUCCAUGUUUCAAAGACACCGAACCCUCCGCCACCAGCGACUCUUUGGCCGUUGAUCGGAAAGCUUUAACGGAAGCGUUUGGCUCCGUCAAGCGACAACGUGUGCUGAAGGAAAUAGAACGUCAUGCGGAUCACCGAGCAGCCAUGACAGACGCGGCUGUCAUCACGCGAACCAUGCAUGGGCAAAAGCGCCUAAAGUCCGACGUCGCAGACGCCGAAGCUGCAUCUUCAGGUGACACGCAACCCACUGAUGAACGGACGCGUCUACUGCCUCCUUUCAACCCUAACGCGGCUAUUCCACAAGAUGUUUAUAUGUUUGAUCGGCUCAUACCCUCACGAAUAUUGGAAGCCCUGGGUAGUGAAGCGGAGACUUUAGCGACUGCUCCAAUAAGGUCCUACGAGACGUGGUCCCAAGAGGGAUUGUACCAAAAAUGUGUGAUUGAUCGUCUUCUUCGGACUGCAGCCCUUGGCGGUUCAAAUGAGCAACAGAAGAAUUUUGGGAGUCGUAUGCGAAAUGCUCAGUGUCUAGCCUAUCUCAGUCAUAUGCUGACAUUGUACAAUUUGCCUGCCCGGGCUAUUCAACGUAAGCAACCCCUACCCAAUACCCCAGCUCCCGUGGCCAAGCACUUACUGAGCGAAUUCACUGUGAUGAUCAAUCAUGGAAGUGUAGGAAAAACCAAGCUUCGCUUCAUUUCUCCAGUUACUCGAGAUCGACUUAUUUAUCAUAUGCUCGCCCUUAUUCUACACUGUGACAACUUCGCCACCAUCGUAGACGAACUUACCGUCGAUUUCCGCUUGAGUUGUGACGCGUUACGGCGUUACCUUCUGUACAUGGGUUGUCGUGUGCACAAGGAAGAGACGAACGAAAGCGAGGGGACUGUUCAUCGAACGAAGGCCGUGCUCGUCACUCCGGUUAAAUUUCCCCAUGGAAGUUUACAUCGAACCAAAUCAAAAAACAUGCUUCUAUGA